AUGGAUCUCACCACUUUUUACUUCCUGACCACUACUUUGGUUUUGAUACUGGAGCAUGAAGCAUACUCAGACUCAACUGCCCCUGAGCCUGGUCCAGAGGAGGGCCCUGUGAUGCAGCUCAUCUACAGGCCCCUACGGCGGGAGAAGCGUUGUUCCUGUGAGAACCUGAAUGAUAAAGAAUGUGUGUACUUCUGCCACAUUGGCAUCGUCUGGGUCAACACUCCUAGUCAGGUAGUGCCAUAUGGAGUGGGCUCCUUCCCUGUUCGACUGAGGAGAGAGGUGGGACGGUGCUUCUGCCUGAAGAGAAAUGACUUUGAGUGUCUUCACUUUUGCUCUGCCUUGCGUACACUCAAAGAGUCAAGCGUUGCUCUGGGGAUCAGUGUCCUCUCUGUGCUCCCUGCGGAGCGUCGUUCUGCCAGCAUGAAGAAGCCCACAGGACCGCUGGAUUGA
Messenger RNA from Salvelinus namaycush (lake trout), 450 nucleotides. RefSeq lists its product as uncharacterized. Gene Ontology annotation, biological process: vein smooth muscle contraction; regulation of vasoconstriction; intracellular calcium ion homeostasis. Gene Ontology annotation, cellular component: extracellular region. Gene Ontology annotation, molecular function: hormone activity; endothelin B receptor binding. Bases 1 to 450 code for a protein of 149 amino acids. Lineage: Eukaryota; Metazoa; Chordata; Actinopteri; Salmoniformes; Salmonidae. The record is from RefSeq and is a predicted model, not a curated record. The transcript has 4 exons.